AUGUUGUUCAAUCACAAGCUCAGAUCACCAUCCUCCCGGUGCCUCCUCUUCUGCUGCUUCGUCGUCGGGCAUGCCGCCGCCUACCACGAGGCCACCUCCUUGGACUGUGACGAUGGCUACCGUCGCAGGGCAGCUCGACCGCCCUGCUCGUGGCUCCGCUCCACGGCCCAGGAGCUCCCGCUGCCGGAUAUCCGGCACAGGUGCCGCAGACUCAUUGCUCGGAUAGGGAGGUGCUGGUGGGGGCAGGGCCACGUUGCCGGGGCCUUGGAGUUUGGGUACGAUCCCAUGAGCUAUGCGCUCAACUUCGAGGACGAUCAGAGUCGGGAUUCGGACGAGGAGUUCCCGGCAAGGAACUUCUCGGGAAGGCUGCCGGUGUCUCCGGAUCUGAUGUUGCCGGCGAAGAUGCCGAGGGAAGUCGUAGCAUUUAGUUGA
Molecule: messenger RNA, 432 nt
Organism: Syzygium oleosum
Lineage: Eukaryota; Viridiplantae; Streptophyta; Magnoliopsida; Myrtales; Myrtaceae
Exons: 1
Coding region: 1-432 (143 amino acids)
Source: RefSeq, a predicted model, not a curated record